Molecule: messenger RNA, 1675 nt
Organism: Oncorhynchus mykiss (rainbow trout)
Lineage: Eukaryota; Metazoa; Chordata; Actinopteri; Salmoniformes; Salmonidae
Gene: akr7a3
Product: aldo-keto reductase family 7, member A3 (aflatoxin aldehyde reductase)
Source: RefSeq, a predicted model, not a curated record
UUUUACGUACACGAAAGCGUUUUGCAACUUUAACACACUCCCCUACUGUCAGCUUGCGCGUCAUUUGCCCUGUGCUCAGCUGACACAACGCGGUUUAUUAUGCUUUUGGGAGGAAGAGUAGGCUUGUGUGUAUUUCACCAAAGACUCGCUUCAGGAUCCAAGUAUUUACCGUUGAUUGUUUAUCAUCAUCGCAACAUGUCUUCGACCGGAUCAACACAAUUGAAACGCCCGAUUUCACUACUGGGAUCGAUGGCGUUUGGGGAGCGUGCUGACGCGGAGACAAGCACAAAAAUGGUGAAAGCCUACUUGGAGCGCGGCCACAAUGAUUUGGACACUGCCUUCAUGUACACAGACGGACAGGCAGAAACUAUCAUUGGGGGAAUGAAUCUACCCAAAACGGUGAGCAUUGCCACCAAGGCCAACCCCUGGGAAGGAAAGACCCUGAAACCAGAGAGUGUGCGUUCUCAGCUGGACACUUCUCUGAAGAGACUGCGUACACAGUGUGUGGACCUCUUCUACCUCCAUGCUCCAGACCAUCAGAACCCCAUCCAGGACACACUGCAGGCCUGCCAUGAGCUCUACAAAGAGGGGAAAUUUAAGGAGCUUGGCUUAUCAAACUAUGCUGCAUGGGAAGUGGCUGAAAUCUUUACCAUCUGCCGACACAACAACUGGAUUCUUCCCACUGUUUAUCAGGGAAUGUACAAUGCCACCACACGACAGGUGGAGACAGAACUGCUACCAUGUCUGAGAUACUACAGCAUCAGAUUCUAUGCAUACAACCCUCUGGCAGGGGGCCUUCUCACAGGGAAGUACCAUUAUCAGGACAAAGAAGGUUCUCAGCCUUCAGGACGUUUCUUUGGUAACAACUGGGCUGGUGCUUACAGAGACAGGUACUGGAAGGAGAGCCACUUCCAGGCAAUAGACCUUGUUCAGAAGGCCAUGGAGACAGCGUAUGGCUCAAACAAACCCUCCAUGACGUCUGCUGCUCUACGCUGGAUGUACCACCACUCCCACCUCAAGGGUGAUUUGGGAGAUGGUGUAAUCAUUGGGAUGUCCAGUAUGGAGCAGCUAGAUCAAAACCUUUCUGCCUCUGAGGAUGGGCCGCUGGAUGAGCGUGUGGUGGAGGCAUUCAAACAUGCCUGGGACCUGGUGGCCCACGAGUGCCCCAAUUACUUCCGCUAGAUGGCUCCUCAACAACCCUGGCUAGUCUAGAGCCCACAUCUGAUCGACUAUAUCCACUGACUGUUGCCUUUUUACCAAAUGUGCCGUAUACAGUUAGCUAAUUAACAUGUACAGUGAGAUGUAGGUUUUUUAUAAAUAAGUCAGUUUGGUUAUCAGAUUGAUGCUUUAAUGAAAUUAUUAAGAAAAGUGGCGAUUAUGAUUUUGGUCCUAUUAUAUCACUUCAUGUAAAUUGAGGGUAGUUGGGUUCAGGAAACUUUUUCUGGUGGCUGUCUUGACUUUAAUAAACUGGAGCAAUUGGGACAGUAUUUUUUUCCUUAAUGAUAUCUGCCACGGCGUUGCGAUUUUACAGCCUAGCUUAAAGAUAUACUUCGCAUUAACAAUUCCAACUUUCUUUUGUGGGAUGUUUUAUAGGACACAACCCAGCAUACUGUAAGUUUGUACUGUUGUAUUUGAGUGGACCAAAAAAAAUGUAUAAAGCACAAAUGUAUAUACA